AUGCCAAAGGAAUCUACAACCCACGACCCCUCACCCUCACCCCUCUACACCCUCCUCAUCUUCGUCGCCGGCAUAUGCGGUUACUUUUUCUUCCUCGGCACCGCCGCCGUACGCCUCUGGUUCUACAAAGGCGCCCUAGGCCCCGACCCCGAGAAAUUCAUACUCAUACGAAGCGAAGUCCUAAACACCUCCUCCCCUACAGCCCCACCCCAAAUCUCCGACCUCAGUGCCCGCCGCCGAACCGUCUUCCACGCAGAAAGCCUAGCCGCACCGCUCUCCACAGAAGCCACAGCCCACAGCACUGCACUCUCCCCCCGCACCUUCUCCACCGCCACCACAACGGUAAACAUGCACGAUUUCGGAGAUGACUUAUCCGAGAUAAAAGAUGCUCGAUUGCGGAAAUACAUAGCUGAAGAACGACGUAUAUCAAGAAUACCAGCUUUCGACGCCGAUGACUGCGGAGACGGAGAAUAUUUCCCUUCUAUCCCCAUCGCCACCUACCCCAUCGAAGCACCCAACCCCUUUUCCACCAGCGCCACCCCCUCCCUCUCUUCCCUCGGUCUAACAACAAUCCCUUACACCAACUGGCUAACCAUCCCGCCUUACUACACCACCCAACACGCCGCACGCACACACCUCCUCUCCACCUCCCGCAGCGCCUGCAUCCAAGCGCUUCCCGAUGCCGACGCCGCCUGUCGGGAGCUGAUGCUAGAAGUCUGCGAUUUCUUAGUAGAACACUAUCCGCAGCAGUUUCUGUUCCAGAAGAGAAGCGGGCGGAGGUGGAUUCGGAAUGAAAGCACCGGAGAGAACUUUUUGUUAGAGGCGCCGUGGAGGGUGAGUCCGGGGGAGGUUGUGAGCAGGUUGACGGGGGUGGACUGGUGUGUUUGGGGGAGGAGUGAGAGUACGCGGAUGUGGUAUUUGCAAGCGAGUGCGACGUGUUUCCCCGCAGGCUACGAUAUCCCGUUGUACAUUGGUAAAUCCGUCGAUGCUAUUAUUUACGGGGAAAAAGAUAAAGGGCCUAUGGUUUCUUGGUCUGCCCUCCCAGACCUCCUCCUACACUCCCAUCUCAUUCCCACCCUCAGCACCUCCCCCCAAGCCGGCCCCUCAACCUUCCCUUCCCUAACAUCCCACAUCAUUCAAACCUCACCGCCCACCCACUCCCUCGCCUCAACCCUACAUAUAACCCGCCCCAUCGACUUCUUCGCCGGGAACAUCGCCAAUCUGCAUCCGUCUGAACUCCUCGUGCGGACUUCGACGCAGGUUUUCGCUCGCCUGCCGAAGAGCGGGGCGGUAGUUGUGGCGACGCGGACGGAGACGGAGACGCUGGGGGCGAUGGCGGGGAGGAUGAGUAGAAUGGAGAAAGAGAGGUUUUUGAGAGAAGUGAAUGGGUGGGGGGAGGACGAGGCGAGAUUUAAGGGGAGGGAGCUUUGGGUGGGGGUUGUGGAGAGGGUUUUGAGAGGUAAGUUUUGA
Messenger RNA from Pyrenophora tritici-repentis Pt-1C-BFP, 1470 nucleotides. NCBI's taxonomy places the organism in Eukaryota, Fungi, Ascomycota, Dothideomycetes, Pleosporales, Pleosporaceae. The record is from RefSeq and is a predicted model, not a curated record.